Messenger RNA from Thunnus maccoyii (southern bluefin tuna), 2149 nucleotides. RefSeq names its product dematin actin binding protein (gene dmtn). The record is from RefSeq and is a predicted model, not a curated record. Gene Ontology annotation, cellular component: plasma membrane; actin cytoskeleton. Gene Ontology annotation, biological process: cytoskeleton organization; actin filament bundle assembly; lamellipodium assembly. Lineage: Eukaryota; Metazoa; Chordata; Actinopteri; Scombriformes; Scombridae. The transcript is spliced from 15 exons. Gene Ontology annotation, molecular function: actin filament binding. The coding region runs from base 435 to 1667 and encodes 410 amino acids.
CUUCUUUUUGUGCUUUACUGCACCCGUCAGGAGAAUCAACCACCAACUGCGCUAAAAUAUUAAUAUUCGCAAAAAUAACAAUAAAUUACUAGGAAUUACACAAGUACACAGAUUAAUGCCAGCGUAACUGUUGUUGUCACUUACAAUAACUACUGGAAUAAAAGACCACCUGCCUCCUGUCGGGAGGGAAAGCCUGACGUCCCUACAGAGACAUUGUUCAUGUUAUUAGUUCCACCUGUCCUUUUCCUAUGAUGAUGAGUUGUCUGCUGUGAUAAAAAAAAAAGUCUGUGCAAGAUGAGUAACAGAUGCUCUAUAAUCAUUAUAUUUCUCUGUAAAACUGCAGCAGGAAGGAAAUGUCGUUAGUUUGCUUUUUUUUUCUCAGACUGAUGAGUCAUUCAUAAAAUGUCAGCCAGUGAUGAAAUACUGUCUAAUGGAUGAUGCAUUUGCUGAUUGUCUCUCUCUCUCUCUCUCUCCUUGUUUCUCUCCAGCUGGUUAAAACCAAACAGGAGGAAGGUUUCUCUCCAGUCAUGCAGAAGGUGGAGGGACGGCUCACCCCGGUCAACCUGCCUUCUUCCAGGGGCCCGAGCGCUCCGGGGUCUCCUGCUACUAGCAUCACGGCCCGUGUGAACGACCAGGUGGUGGGCUACAGAGACCUGGCUGCUCUGCCCAGAGAUAAAGCCAUCCUGCAGGUGGAGAGACCCGACCUGAUGACCUACCAACCACACCUGAGCUUCUCCCCGCUCGACCCGCCAAGCAGAGAGCGCUCUCUGUCUCCUCCCUGCACAAUUUCUACCACGUCUCCUGCGAUGAAGGAACGCAGAGCAGAAAGUGAGAGCGGCUCCCCUGGAGGAUCCACGAUGCAACUGCAGGCCGAACGCAAGAUCAGCAUCAGCAUGCAGCAUUUCCACAGACCAGAUAAUGGCACCAACAUCUACAGGAAGCCUCCCAUCUAUAAACAAGAUGGAAACAAACAGGUCGAAGGCAGCGGCGUCAUUCAGUCAGCAAAGUUUCCAGCAGCUCAGCCUCCGGAUCCCAGCCAACCGUCCAAGAUAGAGACGGAGUACUGGCCCUGCCCGCCCUCACUGGCUGCCAUGGAGAUUGAGUGGAAUAAGAAGAAGCUGCAGGAGGAAGACGAGUUUGAAGACCUGACGGAUGAAGCAGAGAUGCUGCGGGAGCAGGAGCUGGAAAAGAUCCAGUCCAACCUGGGCCGUCUGAUCCUGAAGGAGGAGAAGGAGAAAGAGAAAGCCGUUCAGUACCGGAGGAAGACACAGUCGCUGCCCGACAGAACUCACAUGCACACCAGUUUGUCAACAACUGCAUCCAAGUCUCCUUCACGUUCAGGACUGACCAGAAUGCGGUCUGCAGAGUUUUCCACAGACGGAGAUAAAGGACGACCAGCCGCUCAGAACAGUGAGGCUCGGAGGGAGCGGAUGGACAGAGGAAACUCACUGCCGAGUAUUUUGGAGCAGAAGGUUUAUCCCUAUGAAGCACUGAUUGUGACCCACAGGGGGCGCUGUAAGCUGCCGCCAGGAGUCGACCGCACUCGACUGGAGCGGCACCUGGCCCCGGAGCAGUUUGAGCAGUUGUUCGGGAUGUCCAUGGCCGAGUUUGACCGUCUCUCUCUGUGGAAACGAAAUGAACUGAAGAAGAAAGCCCAACUUUUCUAACAGGAAGUGACCUGUUCACCCCCUCGAGUACUUGAUGAACCACCUGCCGAGGAGGAGGAGGAAGGAAAAUAACAUGAAAUAUCCAGUGAAGACCAAAUCAUCACAUUAAUCCAGGCAAACAUGUUCUCCAUCAAACUAACCAAUCACGUCCCUGGAUGAGUGCCGGCCCCCCGAGGAUCAGAGUAUUUCCUGAAGGCUGGCCCUGAUUAACCCUUUACUCUGACUAACCUUAACUGAUGCACUGACACUCACAUAUUACCUGUGCUGCACUUAUAAUCACCACUGCUUGCAAAUCAUCUGCAUCAUCAUCAUCGUCAUCAUCAUCAUCAUAGUUAUGUUUCGUGUCACUGAGUUGCACCUGCAGACGUCUGUAUCAUGAAGCUGGAUUAACUGGUUAUCUUUGGGUUUAAUUUAUAGGAUCAUUCUGGUGAUUUUCUAUAUUUUUCUUAUCGUCACUGAAUCAAAACAAUGAACUGAUCUUC